GUUCUUAACAGACGGUGUGCUUCUAUUCAAAUUAGGCUCCCCCCCCCUCCGCGAGGGCGUUUGGUUCCUUCCAGCUACCGUGCGAUCAUUGAGGUUCGUGGAGUGGUCGGCAGCGGCUGGGGCAACUCUGUGAUGUUGACCGUAGUGUGAGGUGGUUUGACUACUUGAUGCCAGCCUCUGUUGAGUCUUUUCCUCUUGUCAUCUGAAGGAGAGGUCAACGUCUUCAGUAUAGGAGAGGAGGCUGUCGCUAGAUUCACACAGUGAAACUAUCUUUUGCCGAACCAAAGAUUAAGUGGGCGAGUAAUGAGUCUUCUGCUGCUGAGCGACUGAGUGGCUUUCUCCCCCCCCCCACUCCGCCCCAAUGGAUCACACUUCCCAGCAGCCCCCACUGACUCAGACCACUGCCUCUGCCUCCUGCUGAAUGUUGGAGAGCCUAGCAUGGAAUACCAAUCAAGUGAUGCUCUGAGGCAAUCAAACAACGCUGUCGACCUCCAUUACCUCACCCCCCCCGAACGCACCAAAAGCUGCUCCACUGCCGCCUCCUCUCAGACAGGGACCGCAGCCACUAGUUGAUCAUAUUCCAGGAUGUUUCUGAAUUUCCGCCGGGUUCGAAAAUGGCAGUUGGUGCAGGUGAUGACCACUUGCCUGGUGCUCUCUGUGGUGAUGGUCUGCUGGCAGCAGCUGGACAACAGCAUCGUCAGCCACGUCAAAUCCUAUUCCUAUCGCUACCUGAUCAACAGCUUCACCUCCGUCAACGAGAGCCUCACCAUCCCCCGAAAGCAAGCCAGAAUGUUUAGCAACUUCCACUACCUUAUGGACCACCCCAACAAAUGCGUCGGGGAAGAUGUUCUCCUCCUCCUCUUUGUCAAAACGUCGCCAGAAAAUAUAGAAAGGCGAAUGGCCAUCAGGUCCACCUGGGGGAACGAGACCUACAUCCAAAAUACCCUGGGGGUGACAGUCAAGGUGGUGUUCGUUCUGGGAGCAGUUCAGACCAAGGAGACGGAGCCUUUGUGGAGCAAGAGUAGUGGCGUUGGUUUUCAGUAUCAGCUCAUCCAAGAGAAUCGUCUCCAUGGCGACUUGAUCCAGCAAGACUUUCUAGACUCUUUCCACAACCUGACCCUGAAGCUGAUCAUGCAGUUCCACUGGAUGCACAGCCGCUGCCCACACGCCCGCUUCCUCAUGACCGCCGAUGACGACAUCUUCGUCCACAUGCCCAACCUGGUGAGCUACCUGCAGGACGUGAGCAGCAGAGAUGUUAAAGACUUCUGGGUCGGUCGAGUGCACAGAGGCGCGCCGCCCAUCCGCGACAAGGAGAGCAAGUACUACGUUUCCUAUGAGAUGUACCCCUGGGUGACCUACCCGGACUACACAGCUGGGGCUGCGUAUGUUGUCUCCGGUGACGUCGCGGAGAAAAUCUACCACGCCACGCUGACCCUGAACGCAUCCAUUUACAUAGACGAUGUGUUCAUGGGCAUCUGCGCCAGCACCGUGGGUGUGUCACCACAGGAGCACAAUUAUUUCUCAGGAGAGGGCAAGGCGCCGUAUCACCCAUGUAUCUACACAAAGAUGAUGACAUCACACGGGCACAUAGAAGACAUUCACGACGUUUGGAAGGCAGCAACGCACCCUCAGGUGAAACAGCAGGUCUCUGGAUUCUUAGGGGACCUGUACUGCACCGCUGUGAAACUGGCUCUGCUUUGUAAACCCUACUAUUUCAACACCUACCCCUGCAUAGCAGCCUUUUCCUAGUAUUACUCAACGCUUUGUGCGUGUCAUCAGACUGUGAGUGCAAAUGUGUCAUACUGUAGAUCAUGAGCACAUGACGGUACUGCUGCGAAUAUUACCUCAGUCCUUUCAGUCAGACAUUCACGCCGAAGCGUUGUGUUCGAGACCUGGCGAUUUGCGUCACUGUGGGUGUGACAUCAGUGCAUUUAAUAAUGUCCUAACAAUAGAUUUUCAUUCACAGCACAGUGUUUCAAAAGGUCUCAACGUUUACACAUCGCCGCAAUUCAAACUUCGGUGUGGUGCAAAUGGCAUCUUCACCCCAGCGGGGCUGAGCAGGACAACACAUCCUCAUUGCCUUACCGUGAAACGUGAAGCUUAAAAAAAUAGCCAUGUUAUUAAAACUGACUGACUGAUCUGUGAAAACGGAAGUGAAUAAUUUCGGUGAUGACAGUGAUGUCUGAAAUAUCUAAUCGAACAGAUCUGUGACAGUCAUACUUCUCUACUUUUGCUCUUGUGCUGGGGAAAAAAAUGACAUUUGACUCUGUUUUUUGUUUCGUUUUUUUAAUCGGAAUAAAGUCUGCACUCUGUUGCUGGUGAAGAACUUGAGAGUUUGUGUAAAAGGGAAACAAGAUCUGAGGAAACCUCAGCCCAGGCCUUUGAAAUGCUGAAAGGUUUCUUUCCCCUGCUUAGCAUUUCUCCAAAGUGCUUGCGUGGGUUUUUCGCGCCAUACUAAAGAUAUUCAAGUCAGGUGGUUAGUAAACCCCUUGUGUGCCCCCUGUUCAAUACAUAUCUGUGGGACUGUGGGAGACAUAGCGGCAUGUAGUAAUUCAUGUAUCUCACUUCAACAGAUACAGCAGUGUCAUACCAUCACAAAGAUUGCCAAUCAAGCCAAAACUUGUGCAAGUUUUAAAGAAUUGUAGCAGUGACUGAGAGUUGUCUGAUACAAUUUGACAUAUAGGGGGAAAACAACAACUUAUUUGCUCUUCUUUUUUUUUUUUUCUUUUUUUUUUGUAAAAUUUGUAAAUUUGUAAAAAUGUGGCAGCAUGUAAGAAACGAGUUACCUAAAAACAUUAAACUAACUCUUCAGAGGUAAUGGAAAAUCUCACCAGCAGCAGACUUUUGCACUUUGACCGCAUAUGACUAAAAAGGUAAUAUGAAUCUGUCUAAAGAUCACCUUUGCUCAUAAACAUCUCCAGAGCAUAUUUUACUAUUACUCUCCUGUCGGGUUUCUGCUUGUGUGAAACACAAAGUGAAACUUCAAUUAAUUGUUAAACUCUCACUCUCUUUAUGUAAAAAGUAUAUGUGAUUUUAAUUUUUUGUUAUUAUUAUUAUUAUUAUUAUUAUUUAAACAUUUUUUUUAAAACAUUUUAUUUUUAGUUGAAGUGGUUUAUUCUCAUCAAAACCUACAGCUGCCUAUAGAGGCCAUAGUAUCUGCGGGCGGUGAUUUACUUUAACUGCCAUCAGUUGUAGUGGGGAAACAGUCAACCACAAUGCAGAACAUGUUGCAUUCAGACUGAACCACACAGCAAGUGUGAUGUCGAAACUUGUGUUUUUCCUGUGUUAAAGCAAAAAAGCUCUCCAAACAGGCGUCCGUCUGACAGAGUCAGAUCAACGGGACUGAGGCUCAAAUAUUUUUAACCUUUCAUUUAAUGAAAGCAGGGCUUAUGUUUUAACCAAU
Oreochromis niloticus (Nile tilapia) is the source of this 3403-nucleotide messenger RNA. It is a transcript of the gene b3gnt5b, whose product is annotated as UDP-GlcNAc:betaGal beta-1,3-N-acetylglucosaminyltransferase 5b. Gene Ontology annotation, molecular function: N-acetyllactosaminide beta-1,3-N-acetylglucosaminyltransferase activity. NCBI's taxonomy places the organism in Eukaryota, Metazoa, Chordata, Actinopteri, Cichliformes, Cichlidae. Bases 586 to 1749 code for a protein of 387 amino acids. The record is from RefSeq and is a predicted model, not a curated record. The transcript is spliced from 3 exons. Gene Ontology annotation, biological process: protein O-linked glycosylation. Gene Ontology annotation, cellular component: Golgi membrane.